GGCAGCCAAGAGCUCGGCGGACGCAAAGGAGGAAGGAAGGAAGUGCGCGGCCCGAGCGCCUGGAGGGCGGUGUGCGGGGCAGGGUCGGGGCUCAGGGUUCGAGUGUGGACUACGAGGGCUGGAGGAGGUGGGGAGGUGACCCUGGGGCGCGGAAGGGGCGGGCCUGGUCGUUGCCCCGCCCGCCGCGCUCCGGCCGUUGUAGCCGCACCCAUCUGCGCCGCCCGGGGUGCAGGUGAGCGGGGGCGGCCCCCCACACCCCGUCGUCUCCCGGCGGAUGCCCGUCGGCCUCUGGAAACGUUGAGUUGGUGUCAGAGGGAGCCGCGGACGCUGACCUCGGGUUUUCCUUUAGAGACUGCGGGACUCCAGGGUAACCAGCCAUGCAGCCACGGCCCCUGUCUCUCUGGGACCCCUCCAAACCGGAACUAGAGCCGCUGCCGGGUUUCUUUCCUGUGCCUCGCCCGGUAACCUCUGACCUGGUAUCCCUGACACUGCGUGUUGCCAGCAGCCUGAGAAGGAGGCCUCGUCAGAGAGGGUCAGGCCACGGCCGCCCGUGAGAGCUGGCGAGGCCGCCGACUAUGCCGUCCGAGUCACUGUGCUUGCGACCUCCGCAGCAAUCUGAAGGCAGAAUGCUCAAGGGACAGCUCCCGAGCACAGACAAAGACCUCGCACAGAGCUCCGGCCCCGGGGCCCCGACCACCACCUGCUGUCAAGGCCCGGAGAAGAGCCCCGUACUUCCUUUUAGCAUUCCGGCCAAACUUAGCGGUGGGGACCCGCAAACUAAGGCAAAACCCAUCACCCCGCAUCCCCCUGCAAGGCCCAGGCUGGAGCGAGCCCUGUCCCUUGACGAUAAGGGCUGGAGAAGAAGGCAUUUUCAAGGCAGCCAUGAGGACCCGGAAGCCGGGAAUGAGGCUGGUCCCUCCAGGGGCUCCAAGCAGAGACAGGCACCCCUGGCCCCUGCCCACAGUCCCUCUCCACCCUGCCUGAGCACCUCCUUGCAGGAAAUCCCCAAGUGCCCCAGGACCCCAGGCAGUGAAGGUGGGAGCCUGUCCCCUGGGGGUAGGUAUCUGUCUGGGGUGCUCAGCGGCUCCCUGGACCUCCUGCACAGAGAAGAGCUCUGCCCCGAGGGCUCGACCAGGCUGGCCAGCCUGCUUCCCCCACGCCCACCUCCUGCUAUGGACCUGGACAUCACCUCUGACUCACUGAGGACAGCGAACAAGGUUGACACGGACCAUGCUGACUACAAGCGCCGCAUGCAGACCAGACUGGUACGGGCCCACAGCAGCCUGGGCCCUGGACGGCCACGGAGCCCCCUGGCCUGCGACAGUUGCUCCCUUCGCUCAGCCAACUCUGCCUUCAGUCUCCUGACGCCCAUCCGCACCAAGGAUGUCCGGAGCAGGAGCUACCUGGAGGGGAGCCUCCUGGCCAGUGGGGCCCUGCUGGGGGCCGAAGAGCUGGCUCGCUACUUCCCAGACCGGAACAUGGCCCUCUUCGUGGCCACCUGGAACAUGCAGGGCCAGAAGGAGCUCCCGCCGAGCCUGGAUGAGUUCCUGCUUCCUGCGGAGGCAGACUACGCCCAAGACCUGUAUGUGGUCGGGGUGCAGGAGGGCUGCUCUGACAGGCGGGAGUGGGAAACUCGUCUGCAGGAGACACUGGGCCCCCACUAUGUGCUGCUGUCCUCGGCGGCCCACGGGGUGCUCUACAUGUCACUGUUCCUCCGCCGGGACCUCAUCUGGUUCUGCUCAGCAGAGGUGGAGUCCUCCACGGUGACCACACGCAUCGUGUCUCAGAUCAAAACCAAGGGGGCCCUGGGCGUCAGCUUCACCUUCUUCGGAACCUCCUUCCUGUUCAUCACCUCGCACUUCACCUCUGGAGACGGGAAGGUGGCAGAGCGGCUGCUGGACUACACCAGGACCGUGCAGGCCCUGACCCUGCCCAGGAAUGUGCCAGACACCAAUCCCUACCGCUCCAGUGCAGUGGACGUCACCACCCGGUUUGACGAGGUGUUCUGGUUUGGAGACUUCAACUUCCGCCUGAGUGGUGGGCGUGCCGCUGUGGAUACUCUCCUGCUGCAGGGUGCAGAGACAGACGUGCCAGCGCUGCUGCAGCAUGAUCAGCUUACCCGAGAGAUGAGGAAAGGGUCCGUCUUCAAGGGCUUCCAGGAGCCGGACAUCCACUUCCUGCCAUCAUACAAGUUUGACAUCGGGAAGGACACCUACGAUAGCACCUCCAAGCAGAGGACCCCCUCCUACACGGACCGGGUCCUGUACAGAAGCCGCCACAAGGGUGACAUCUGUCCAGUGAAGUAUUCUUCCUGCCCUGGGAUCAAGACUUCGGACCAUCGCCCUGUGUACGGCCUGUUCCGGGUGAAAGUGCGGCCGGGACGUGACAACAUCCCUCUGGCUGCCGGCAAGUUUGACCGAGAGCUGUACUUGAUAGGAAUUAAAAGGCGGAUUUCAAAAGAGAUUCAGAGACAGCAGGCACUAAAGAAUCAGAGCUCCAGUACCAUUUGCACUGUUUCCUGAAGCUUGCUUCACAAGGACUCAUCAGCUGCAACAUGGGAGAAGUCACUAGAAAUACAGAGUGUUUGCCCCUGGGUGACCUCCCACUCUCGUUGGGACCCUCAUGAGCCAGGCCAUGCUGUCCCACUAUUUUCCAGGAAGCUCUAGGACAGCAGUGGGGUUAUGGUGAGGUGGUGCUGUGCCCUGCCAUGUCAGUGUCCCACAAAGGAGGUGGCCCAUACCCUGAGCACACCCACCCAGCCAGGAUGCAUCCCUAGGGGCACAGGGAGCUUCACUCUCAGAGGAGGCAGAGCGGGGCCUCCACCCCACAGCACCACAGCUCCUGCUGCCCACUUGUCUCCAGUAGUCCCCAAGGAUGGAGGCAGUCACGGGGCCCCCACGCUUCCCAGCAGCCAGCGCAGCACUUCCCUUUGCUCUUGCCUUCACCCAGGUCAGGUGUCUGUGGAUCAGCCUCCUCCUGGCAGCCCCCACGCAGCCCCCGAGAGCCAGGCCUUUCCUUCACGGGGUACACCAUGCCACAUAAGUGUCUACAGAAAGGCUUGGCCACUGACCCUUGGAGCACCUGAGCACCCAGGUGACGAGCCACAACUCUGACAUGGCAUAACCCCCAAUCUCUGCCAAUUCUCAAAUCACUCACCUUGGGACAGGAGGCCCCAGCUGAGUAAGACCACUUUCCCUCUCCCAUGUGAAAAUAUGUCACAGUUGAGACCAUUUAUUUUGGUAAAAUUAGUCACAGAAUGAUGGAAUUGCCUAAAGUUGGAAUGUACCACGGAGCCACCACCAAGAUUUUUUUUUCCUGGAGAGGGUUUAGAACUCAUCCUUGCUGUUUCUUAUUCCAUCUCUUGGAAAAAAAAAAAAGAAAAUGUUGGUUUUGGAUGUGUAAAAAUCUAGGGACAUUCAAUCUAGUCUUUUAAAUUAUUUAUUUUUCCAUAUUUAUAUUUUUAAAUAAAUGCAUAUAUUGAACCUCAAACUCUUUGGCCAAAAAGAAUCUAUAUGCAUACUCUAUUCUUACAGUGUUCUUAUUUUAAGACUAUAAAAUUCAAAGGAAAAAUGUUUGGCCUCAACCAUUAAUGGCUGACCACACACCCUUGUCUGAUUCUGCUGUUGAAGCCUGGCGCUCCCAUUGCAAUGGCUCAGAGCUCAGCAGUCACUGGAAAAGGGUCUUUCUAGGGAGAAGUGAAUACGUCAGACUUGUGUGAACCUUGGUGAGAUUAUGAAUAAUUCCAAUGACUAAUAUGUCAGACUUUUAUUAGCAUCGGCUUCCCAAAUGUGGAAGCAAUACACACCCAACCUGUUGAUAAAAAGGGGAAUUCCAUUAGCCAGAGGUUCCAGCCAGCCCCAUAGAACAACGUAGACGGCUGUGUAAGAUUUUGUUCAAAUGAAUCAAUUGAAAGUCUCUCUGGGGCAGCGCCUGUGGCUCAAAGCAGUAGGGCACUGGCCCCGUAUGCCAGAGGUGGCAGGUUCAAACCCAGCCCCGGCCAAAAAACUGCAAAAAAAAAAAAAAAAAAAAAGAAAGUCUCUCUGUUACUAAGAUUUUUGUGGUAAUGGGACUUGAAAUGAGCACGACUUCAUGCAUUCUUUUUAGCAUUUUCUCUGACCCAAACCAUAGAAAAUAGAGUUUAGUCUGACACUGGAGCCCUUGUUCAGCUUGUUACUAAGAGCUUCGAGUCUUUGGAGGAUCUCCACAUGUGUCCAGCCAGACCGUGGUUCCAAAGUCAAGCAAUUUGGCUGAGUAGAUGUUAGAUUUUAGGUGAAUGGAAUUUCCCUUGCGAAGUUAAAAGAAGAUGAAGUUGGCCAAUAUCAAUGGAAAAUAAGCUUCAUAAAGAGCUGUGAA
Messenger RNA from Nycticebus coucang (slow loris), 4353 nucleotides. It is a transcript of the gene INPP5E, whose product is annotated as inositol polyphosphate-5-phosphatase E. The record is from RefSeq and is a predicted model, not a curated record. NCBI's taxonomy places the organism in Eukaryota, Metazoa, Chordata, Mammalia, Primates, Lorisidae. Bases 576 to 2522 code for a protein of 648 amino acids. Gene Ontology annotation, biological process: phosphatidylinositol dephosphorylation. The transcript is spliced from 10 exons. Gene Ontology annotation, molecular function: inositol-polyphosphate 5-phosphatase activity.